AUGACCCCUAAUGCACAGAGCAGACUUGAAGACAUACAAACUACCUAUGGCAAUUUCAGUGUGCAUAAAAACAAGCCAUUGUCAACUCUACAACCACCUAUGAGGAACAUUUACCAAGUUCCAUUUGGUCAGCUUGUUCCCAACUUUGUUGGCCGCACUGAUAUCUUGGCCAAGAUAGAGUUGGCGUUCAAUUCCAGCCAAGAUUGUGGAAGCCAUGUUGUUGUCCUGAGAGGCAUGGGCGGUCAAGGGAAGUCACAGAUUGCCCUUGAGUACUGCCGUAGAGCAAAAGAAGAAGGAAUGAACGCUAUUUUCUGGAUUGAUGCAACGUCGGAAGUUACUGUCAGAACGAGCUUUCAAAACAUUGCGGAAAAGCUCGUCAGAAAUGGAGAGUUUGUGACUGAUAGUGAAAUGGUCCAUUAUGUUGUUGAGAAGUUGAGAGGUUGGCAGGCUCCAUGGCUUAUGGUUUUCGAUAAUUACGAUGAUCUUACUGGUUUCAAUAAUGUCCGAGAAUUUCUGCCAGAAUGCAAUGGCAGACAGAUAAUCGUCACGAGCAGGCACCCAUCAUCGGAAGCUUUGCCUCACGAUGCUGUUUCCAAGAUUCUUAUUGAGGGUCUAGCCGACGACGACGCUCUGGAUUUAUUUUGGAGAGCAUCGCAUGCUGGCAAGAGAAACUUCGAUGUUGAUGAAAUUGCCGAAGCGAAACGCGUAGUCCACACACUUUCUUCCCAUCCCCUUGCUAUCACUCAGGCAGGCUCGUAUGUCAAGCAGCAAAACAUCCGAAUUGGAGACUUCAUGGACCACUAUGGUAGUAAGCGAGAGAACUUACUUCAUGAUACACCACUACCUCCUCAUUACGGGAAAGAAAACCACAGCGAGGCAGAAAAGGAGACAUACAUCAAUGUAUUCACUACAUCGGAGCUUUCAUUGUGCUCUUUUAUGGAAUCUAUGAAGGACGGCAGGGAGAAAGCCCAUCUUCUCAUUUUGUUUGCAUUCUUCCACCUCGGGAACAUUUCUGAAGAUUUGUUUGUGAGUUAUUGCAAGCAAGCUCAAGUUUCCGAGGGAUAUUCUUGGCCUGCGCAAUGUCUAUUGCCUUGCCUUGGUGAAAUGAGAAGAGCGGAUCCCAAUCAACGUGAACAAAAUUCCCGCUGUCAGAUGCAGUGGGACAGCGGUUCAUUGGGUCGGAUGCUGGAUAAAGCCAUGCAAAGCUCGCUAGUUCAAUUCCGGACUCAGGAAGAUGGAAUUCGGCAAUUCUCGCUUCACUCGUUGGCGAGAGACUGGAUUCGACUUCGCGUAAGCGAGCUGGAAACGCAGUACUAUUCGAUUCUAUCAGGCAAGAUAAUCAUGGGUUAUCUCGUCGAUAAUUACCAUCAGAGGACCUUCAAAAUUAACAAACCUAAGCAAUACGCUCUUUUUACGCAUAUAAACGAAUAUCUCCAAAACACAGCCAGAUACUCAGACAACAUAGAACUGGAUAAUGUCGAUGAUUGGAUUGGCUCCUUCCUGGUCCGAUGCGGGAGAUACAAGGAAGGGGAAUUUGUGAGGAAGAGGUUGCUCAGCUCUCGGCAGGCCAAUUCGGGUCUACAGGACGCCUCAACCUUGCAAGUCAUGAACCAUCUUGCAAACCUCUACGACCUCCAAGAAAGAUUUGAGUUGGCUGAGGACAUGUGCCGAAGAACUUUGAAAGGCAAGCAAUCCGUUCUUGGUCCGAGACACCAAGGGACCUUGCGGACUAUGGCAGAUCUUGCCUGGAUUUUGUAUCGAAAAGGAGAAUUUAUGGUCGCAGAAAAGAUUGCUCGCGGAGCAGUUGAAGGCCAAGAUAGUCUAGGGAAGAGUCGGCAGAAUACUUUCAACUGUCUCGAUACAUUAGCACAAAUUCUUCGGGCACAGGGUAAGCAUGCAGAGGCAAUGAUAUAUCAGCAGCGAUCCUUAAUAGGACGCCGGAAGAAGCUUGGGGACGAACACCCCGCAACUCUCAUAGCAGCAAUCAAUGUGGGGUCCAUAUUUCAAGAUCUUGGACAAUUUGAUUGUGCUGAAGAAUACAUGGCGAAGACUUUGGUAGUACAGAGGAGAGAUUUGGGGAAAGAACAUCCAGAUACACUUCUGUGUGCCAAUAAUUUGGCACUUUUGUAUCUGGAUCAAGGACGAUUGAAGCUUGCCGAGGAGAGUAUGGAGAGAUUGGUUGAGAUUAACAAGCGGCUGCUUGGACCAUCUCACUCAUUCACAUUGAAAAGUACGGCUAAUCUAGCAAGGAUUUUGAAAUCUCAAAGACGCUUUGUAGAUGCUCUGACCAUCUAUGAAGAAGUCAUUGUGCGACUCGAGAAGACACUGGGUUCCGGUCAUCCAUACAACAUCACACUCUCGGAAGAGUUUGAGGCAUUGCGAGUGGAAAUGGAGGCUGGUGCAGUAGACAAGGCUUUACCACUCGUGGGUAUGAGAGGCGGUUACCUCAUGAAGAUAACAUUGUUCCUUGUUGUGUUGAUAUUGAAUUUUCUGGGUUGGUAUUGUUGUUGGUAA
This is a messenger RNA of Hymenoscyphus albidus, 2514 nucleotides long. Lineage: Eukaryota; Fungi; Ascomycota; Leotiomycetes; Helotiales; Helotiaceae. The record is from the annotation of a GenBank genome assembly.